CCUACCGCCCUAGCAACGGCAGAACAACGGACCGCCGAGCCUACUGCGGUCACACUUGUCAACACCUCUACUUCUUAUCACUCUCAACAACCCAAUCGCUUUAUUCCUUCUGCUUGUGACGACCUUCCUAAUCCAACUUCCUCUAUUCAAUCGUCUCAUCAGCUUCAAUCAACUUUCAGAAUGGCGGAUCGUUUCCCUUCCCUAGAGGACUUCUCUGAGGGCCAAACCGAAGUCGCCAACACCCAAGACGCUACCGAAGAUGAUUUCCUGGCCCGUGAGCGCGCCGCACUCGGCGAAGAUGCCGACCAAUUCGCUACCACCCACGACCACGUUGCGGAUCAGACUGUAGGCGGGGAUGAUGACCUGCUUGGUGGAGGCGACGAGCCUGUCGAGGAGAUCGGCCACUUUGAAUCAUCAUUCCCUUCCGUGGAGACUCAGAAUCAGAACGAGCGCGUGGCUCCCGGCGGCACAAUCACUGGAUCCGGCUCACCUUUCCCCCGUACCGGCUACCCAAGCACACAGGAACCCGAGGAUGAGGGAGAUGCACGUGACGCUGAGAUUGCCCGCCGUGCAGAGGUCUCCGCUGAGAAGAAGGCCGCUACCGUCAAGAAGGCACAGGAGGAUAUCGACGACUUCUACGUUUCCUACAACAACAAGGCCGAAAAGAACCGCACCCACGCCCGCGCCGAAGCCGAACAGUUCCUUGCCAACCGGGAGGAUACCUCCGCCGGUGGUACUAGCUGGGAGCGCAUUGCCAAGCUGGUCGAUGUUUCAGGCAAGGGCUCCGCAGGCGGUGCCAGCGGCUCUGGAAAGGAGCGUUUCCGUGAGAUGUUGCUUGAACUUCGGAAGGACAAGGAGGCUCCUGGUUCCAGCGGAAUCUAG
This is a messenger RNA of Penicillium bovifimosum, 882 nucleotides long. Its product is annotated as clathrin light chain CLC1. Gene Ontology annotation, biological process: clathrin-dependent endocytosis; intracellular protein transport; clathrin coat assembly. NCBI's taxonomy places the organism in Eukaryota, Fungi, Ascomycota, Eurotiomycetes, Eurotiales, Aspergillaceae. Gene Ontology annotation, molecular function: structural molecule activity; clathrin heavy chain binding. The record is from RefSeq and is a predicted model, not a curated record. The transcript is spliced from 4 exons. Gene Ontology annotation, cellular component: clathrin coat of coated pit; clathrin coat of trans-Golgi network vesicle; plasma membrane. The annotation marks the transcript as partial.